GACCCGGGGUUUCCCCGGGUCCUGGUCCUGGAGUAGGAGUUCCGGCUCACUCCCGGCCACAUCUCCCGUCCGCACCAGCUCUGGGCUGGAGCCACGAUCCUGGGCCGGAGGUGGCGCGCUAGCCGCGUGGCGGGCCGGCCGGCCACCGGGUCGCGGAGCGUUCGGGUGCUGGGCCGGGAGGCGCGGGUGGGCCCCCGGCGCCCAGGGCUGCUCUCGGCCGCCCACCUGACGCAGUGAGGGUGGUGCCCGUCGCGGCCACACCCCCUCAGAGCCCCACUCGGCUCCCGCCUCCUGGUCUCCUCGGAGCUCCGUACUUCUAGGUCGGCGCAAAAGCUGCAGAGCCUUGCUGUUUCGUGGUCCUGACACCGGAUGAAGGUGCUACUUGGUGGGGAAAGAGGAGCCGACCUUUGCCCUGUCCUGAGGGGCCCAGCCUUGGCUGAAUGGCAGCACCCCCACUGGGCCGUCUGGUGCUGACCCACCUGUUGGUAGCCCUCUUCGGCAUGGGCUCUUGGGCUGCCAUUAAUGGGAUCUGGGUGGAGCUGCCAGUGGUGGUAAAAGACCUUCCCGAGGGUUGGAGCCUCCCCGCAUACCUUUCUGUGCUUGUGGCACUGGGGAACCUGGGUCUGCUGGUGGUGACACUGUGGAGACGGCUGGCCCUGGGCAAGGGGGAACAGGCCCCCAUCCAGGUGGUUCAGGUGUUGAGUGUGGUGGGCACAGCCCUGCUGGCCCCACUGUGGCAGCAGGUGGCACCAGUGGGAGGGCAGUAUCACUCCGUGGCCUUCCUGACGCUGGCCUUGGUGCUGGCACUGGCCUGUUGUGCCUCUAAUGUCACUUUCCUGCCCUUCCUGAGCCAUCUGCCGCCUCCUUUUCUGCGGUCCUUCUUUCUAGGUCAGGGCCUGAGUGCCCUGCUGCCCUGUGUGCUGGCCCUAGUGCAGGGCGUGGGCCGCCUCGAGUGCCCACCAGCUCCCACCAAUGGCACCCCUGGGCCUCCCCACAACUUCCCAGAGCGUUUUCCCGCCAGCACCUUCUUCUGGACACUGGCUGCCCUUCUGGUCAUUUCGGCUGCUGCCUUCCAGGGUCUUCUGCUACUGUUGCCAUUACCACCAUCCCUGCCCACAGGAGGCCCAGGGCCUGGCCUUCGGGUGGGAGCCCCAGGAGUGGAGGAGGAAGAGGAAGAGGCCUCACCACUGCAGGAACCACCUUUCCAGGCCACAGGCACCACACCUGGCCGAAACCCUGAGGCCCAUCAGCUGUUCUCUGCCCGCGGUGCCUGCCUGCUGGGCCUGCUGGCCAUCACCAAUGCUCUGACCAAUGGCGUGUUGCCUGCUGUGCAGAGCUUCUCCUGCUUGCCUUAUGGGCGCCAGGCCUACCACCUGGCUGCAGUGCUGGGCAGUGCCGCCAAUCCCCUCGCCUGCUUCCUGGCCAUGGGCGUGCUGUGCAGGUCUCUGGCAGGGCUGGGCGGUCUCUCUCUGUUGGGCAUGCUCUUUGGGGCCUAUCUAAUGGUGUUGGCAAUCCUGAGCCCCUGCCCACCCCUAGUGGGCACUACUGCAGGGAUGGUCCUUGUGCCUUGCAAGGUGAACACUGUUACCCCAUUCAGAGAUGGUGUCAGGAGGGGAGUUACCCCUGCACUGGGUGAUGGAUCGAGGCUACAGACCAGACCUGUUCCUCCAUCCCGGAGCUUGGCACUCGUGGACUCUGCCCCACUCAUGACACCCCGUCAGCACAAGGCCUCUUUACCACUUUGCCACUUACACCGCGCUGUGCUGCAGAGCAGGCCGCAGAGCUGGCCCAUCCCUACCGCCUUCCUCAGGAGAAGCCUUAGGGUCCCGCCUGCUCAGUGGUCCUUGAGACCCCAGCCCCUGUGGAAGAAGGUGCUCUCCUCCACAGCAGUGGGGCUGCCCCUGCUCCUUGGCAUCCACUACUUCACAGCGGAGCCGCAGGAGAAGAGGAGGAUGCGCCUCAUGGUGGACGGUGUCGGGCGCUUCGGCAGGUCUCUGAGGGUCGGGCUGCAGAUCUCCAUGGACUACUGGUGGUGCACAAACAUCAUCCUGCGAGGGGUAGAAGAGAACAGCCCGGGGUACUUGGAGGUGAUGUCUGCGUGUCAUCAACGGGCAGCCGAUGCCCUGGUAGCCGGGGCCAUCAAUAACGGGGGCCUCUACGUGAAGCUGGGCCAGGGACUGUGCUCCUUCAACCACCUGUUGCCCCCUGAGUACAUCAGGACACUGCGUGUGCUGGAAGACAGGGCCCUAACACGUGGCAUCCGAGAGGUGGACGAGUUGUUCCUUGAGGACUUCCAAGCCCCACCCCAUGAGCUCUUCCAGGAGUUUGACUACCAGCCAAUUGCAGCCGCCAGCCUGGCCCAGGUACACCGUGCCCGGCUGCACGAUGGCACCGCUGUGGCUGUAAAGGUGCAGUACAUUGACCUGCGGGACCGUUUUGAUGGGGACAUCCACACCCUGGAGCUCCUGCUCAGGCUGGUAGAGUUCAUGCACCCCAGCUUUGGCUUCAGCUGGGUCCUCCAGGACCUAAAGGGGAUCCUGGCCCAGGAGCUAGACUUUGAAAACGAGGGCCGGAACGCUGAGCGCUGUGCACGGGACCUGCAGCACUUCCACUAUGUUGUGGUCCCCCGUGUACACUGGGAUACGUCCAGCAAGCGCGUGCUGACAGCCGAGUUCUGUGAGGGCUGCAAGGUCAAUGAUGUGGAGGCCAUCAAGUCCAUGGGCCUAGCUGUGCAGGAUAUAGCAGAGAAGCUUAUCAAGGCUUUUGCUGAGCAGAUCUUCUACACUGGCUUCAUCCACUCCGACCCCCACCCUGGCAAUGUUCUGGUGCGGAAAGGCCCGGACGGGAAAGCAGAGCUGGUGCUGCUGGACCAUGGGCUCUACCAGUUCCUGGAUGAGAAGGACCGCGCAGCCCUGUGCCAACUGUGGCGGGCCAUCAUCCUGAGAGACGACAUUUCAAUGAAGACGCACGCAGCAACACUUGGGGUGCAAGACUACUUCCUGUUCUCGGAGGUGCUCAUGCAGAGGCCUGUGCGCCUGGGGCAGCUGUGGCGCUCACACCUGCUGAGCCGAGAGGAGGCAGCCUACAUGCAGGCCAUGGCACGGGAACACUUUGAGGACAUCAUGGCUGUGCUUAAGGCCCUGCCUCGGCCCAUGUUGCUUGUGCUGCGUAACAUCAACACUGUCCGAGCCAUCAAUACCGCCCUUGGCGCCCCAGUAGACCGCUACUUCCUCAUGGCAAAGAGUGCUGUCAGGGGCUGGAGCCGCCUGGCAGGCUCAGCGCACCCGAGUGUCUAUGGCACCAGCCUCCUGCGUCGCGUCAGGGUUGUCUGGGAGACGUUCAAAUUUGAAGUGGCCCUGAGGCUGGAGACCCUGUCCAUGCGGCUUACUGCCCUCCUGGUUCGAGUGCUGGUGCACCUGGACCUCAUGCCCAGGACUGAGGGACUAUACGAGUACCUGGAGACCUAGGUCCCCAAGGCAGGACUGGAGAUGUGGACACCCCAAGACCUGGGACACUGGAGCAACUGUCACCUGGAGUGGGGGGGAUGCCUGGGGACUCUGACCAGUGGUAGGGCCAGGAGGCCCUGCAAUGACCACACAUAUUUCUCAAACCAAA
Molecule: messenger RNA, 3615 nt
Organism: Miniopterus natalensis
Lineage: Eukaryota; Metazoa; Chordata; Mammalia; Chiroptera; Miniopteridae
Source: RefSeq, a predicted model, not a curated record